Messenger RNA from Synchytrium microbalum, 3129 nucleotides. RefSeq lists its product as uncharacterized. The record is from RefSeq and is a predicted model, not a curated record. The coding region runs from base 1 to 3129 and encodes 1042 amino acids. The transcript has 5 exons. NCBI's taxonomy places the organism in Eukaryota, Fungi, Chytridiomycota, Chytridiomycetes, Synchytriales, Synchytriaceae.
AUGGCUGCUGCAAAUUCAAGUAGAAAGAAGCGCAAAACACAGGAACCAACACCAUCAACCACUCAACCGAUAAUGCCCUUCCCCGCAAACCAUUCUCAUCCAAACACACCGACAUCAUCAACAACAUCAACGGCUGGACUCGCGUCCCAACUCCCGCAACUCGACGCGCCAGCAUUCAACCCGAAAGAUCUCCUGCUGUAUCCACAUCAACCCGUCGAAGCUUCGCCACGUGGUAAUAGAGUCCGAACUCGUGGUGGUCGAUAUGCAAAUGAAGCCAGAGCUCCACAUCCUAAAACACGAGAUGCGAGUUGUUUAUGUGGAUUGGGAUUUGACGGUGUUGAGUUUGUUAUUACGUGUCAUACUUGUCAUGAUUGGUUUCAUGGACGAUGUGUUGGAAUAAGUAGUACGACAGCACCUUUUGAAUGGAUUUGUCCUCAUUGUAGGCCGGCCAAUGCGAGUACUGUGCCUGUUGAAGCAUCCGGUCAGAAACGAAAGAAACCAUCACCUCCUGCUGUAUCAAAGCCAGCUACACCCAUACUGAAUAUACCGCCAACACCUUCGCGAACACCUACUCGAAAGAUUGCUGAAGAGGUUGAUGACGACGAUGACCUGUGUCCUGUAUGUGAUGGUGAAUGUACAUGCAACACUAAGCAGAGCUUCAUAGUCACUCCCAUUAUUGAAGUCGAAACUGCUACCAUGCAAAUGACUGCUAUUGGAUCACCGCAAACCAUAUCUCCAGCUCGUCGUGGUUCGCCCAAAACACCACGUGGUACUCGAUCGACGCGAGGCAGAUCAACGACUGCUCGAAAGCCAAAAGCAACUGCCAGUACUAGCACUAGUAGCACUCGUCGAGAUCGUAAAUCGACUAGUAGAACACCAGCAAGAAACUCGUCCAGUAUUGUCAUAGUAGAAGGAUACGAUUCGUCUGAAGAUGGUACAGAACAAUCUUUUGCUGCCGAUAUUGUGUCCGCCAUGGUUGGUUUAUCCGAGGAAGAAGACGAUGAUAUUGUAAUGGCAGACAAUCAUAAUGGUACUCCAAAUGAAGGUGUAUCAAAUCUAGAUCAAUCCAUGCUGCAAAUCUUGAUUAUGAAUAGUGAUGGUGCGUCGUCGACAGAUGAUGAUGCCAUGGAUUAUUACGAAGAUGCAUUGGAUCAUCCAACUGGUGGUAAAAGUAGUAGUAAUACUCAUCAUCAAAUGGGACAAAUGGAUCUGGACGAUACAAUGUCAUCGGACUUUGCUGAUGCUAUGAAUGGUGAUGCAUUCGGCAGCAAUAAGAAGAUCCAAAUCAAAUUUGAAUUAAAGGAUGAAGCAUAUGAUUGGUCGUCAGAGUCUGAAGUUGAAUCGAGGCCACAGCAAGCUGGUGGGAAAAUAUUAUCGUCAUUACGCAAGACUGUUGUUGCAGUUGGGAAACAAAAGAAGACACCUAAAGGUAGCAAAGGUGCUGCUUCAGCUGCUGGUAGCAGUAAUAGUGGGAAGGAUAUGGCAUUGUUAUCAUCUCUAGUCAAGGAAGAAGAAUUGGUAUCAUCUGCAUCGUCGACCUCGCCUUCAGUUGCAUCGCCACCACCAAAGUCACCCAAUAUGAAUGGGACGGCUAGUAAAGCUGCAGAUGGUGGCAAUAAGACGCCUUCGACCAAACAAGUCGACUUUAAACAAACUCAUGUUGCACCGAAUGGAGACAUUACCACCACAACAAAGAGCUUGACUGUUUCUGUAGCUAGUAAUCAGAAAAAGAAACCAGCUACACCAAGGAAGACUCCUAGUAGUGUCAGUAAAAGUAAAAAGAAUAAGAGUAAAAAGACGGAUCAAAAUGCUGCUUCCUCAUCAUCAACAAACAACAGUGCUAGUAAUACUGCCAAUAAUACUCCAGCACUACCGCAACCUCCACCACUCGCUGUUUCUGCAUUCUUGGCUGCCUUGCUAGAAUCUACAGGGAGUGCACCACUACCAAUGCCUGAUGCUAUACGUAUCAAGUCUGAAGAAGAAAAUGGGCAUGGGAAUAAUAGUAAUGCUACUGGUAUAUUAAAUGGCACUCUUCCAAAUGGUACUUCUUCGAACGAUACAACUUCUCUGGAUGGUAUUGUCGCUGGUGUGCAGGCUGCACUACAAGCGUCGCCAAUGUCAAGUGUGCUAGCCACAUUUGCUGCCAUUGCCAACGCAACUGGUAACCCAGGACUGAUUGCUGCCUUGACGACUGUAGCAGAGCUAUUGAUGGCCAAUGGAACUAGUGUAGAUAAUGGAGGUGAUGUUAAUCGAAUGGAGGAUGGUAUCGAGAAUGAUGUCAGUGGUGAUGAUACCUCCAACAACAUGAACACAUCAGAUGAAACUCCUGCUGCCAUUACGAAGGAAGACUCUGUAUCAUCAUCUGUAUCGUCUGCUGAUAAUCUAGGACUCUCUAUAGAAACCAGUACUGAAAGUACAACAACAACAGACAGCACUCCACAUACUCCCGCUACUAUAAUUACGGCUGAAUCACCCUUCAUGUCUGCACCCUUGAAGCUCGAUGAAGUGCUAGACACUGAUAGACUCGAAUCCGAUAAUUCUGAAUCUGUGGUUCGAGACACACCAUUAUCACCAGUAGCAGUAGCUAUAGCGCGAUGGAAGACUGUGCCAAUAGGAUCAUUCCGACGAUCACGUCGCACAUCAGUCCAUGGACGAACAUCAGCAGCUGCAUUAGCCACCGCAGUACGUCCCACUGUCGAAUCACCAACCAUGGGAAGCAGUCUCGGAGUAAACUCGACACUAGCAGAUCUUGGAGGAUCACCAGGCCUCGCCCCACUUCGAAACACGAUGAUUUAUUAUAAAAACGCAAACAACAAUAACAUCAAUCAUACUGGAACUGGUGGUGUUAGUAUGAUGGGAUAUGAUGCAGCACCGUCUGUAGCAUUAGGUGGAUUGCUGAAUGCAUCACCACUGUUUGCACCAUUGGAUAAUCGAGCAUUGAGUCAUGAUGAGGAUAAUUGUAUGCUGGUGUUCGAACCACCACCAUUGUCGUUGCCUGAAUCCAUGUCUACUACUACCACUUUUAGUGGUACUACAGGCUCGACUAGUAUGAUCCCGUUGAGUCCGCCACCUAGUGCGACCAAUAGCCCCGUACGUAAUGGUGCGAAGGGGAAGGGAAAAGUCUACUAG